AUGGAUUGCUUUAAAUUCCCGGCUAAUGCUUUGCCAAAUUUGCAAUCACUUGCUAUUACCUCGACAGAGCACCUCCAACCAACCGACUCGGACUGGAAGGUCAGGAGAAUCCUGACGGACGCUGCCCAGGUGGUUAUAAAAUUACCACAGCUCCAGAUUAUCGAGCUGUGGAAUUGCGAGAACGGCCACGCGGCUGUCCUGAGGUACGAGGCAGGGGAAAAAGAACGGGCAGCAACCUGUGAGCUCACAUGGAGAAGCUCGUGGUACUCGCCGAUUGGGGCUGAGGCAAUCAAGGCUUGGGAGGAUGCGGCACAUCAGAUAUCCCAGAUAACGAGGGCCAAGCAGAGGUUCCAACGUGGAGGGCGUGAUACCAUGCUCGUCUACACGUUCAGCGAGUCACAAAGAUUAGAGUUUGGACUGUGUGAGACUCAUAUUUUAAUUCCCUUCUCAUUUUCUCAUGUCGCCCAGACGAUUCUCGCAAACCCCGAGCUCCAGGGCGCCCGGCUCCUCCACUAA
This is a messenger RNA of Diaporthe batatas, 516 nucleotides long. RefSeq lists its product as uncharacterized. The transcript is spliced from 3 exons. The coding region runs from base 1 to 516 and encodes 171 amino acids. The record is from RefSeq and is a predicted model, not a curated record. NCBI's taxonomy places the organism in Eukaryota, Fungi, Ascomycota, Sordariomycetes, Diaporthales, Diaporthaceae.